AUGUCAGACCGUCUCAUCACCCAAGCCAACUCAAGACUUACCAAGGCCAACCUUAUUCUGCUCACCAGGGAGGAGGCCUGGUCCUCGCUGGACUUAGACACAAGACGCGAGCUAUAUCGAAUGCUCCCGGUGCCCCUGAACGGCAACAACUCCGAUCCCGAUCCUGACGCACACCCGCUGAAGACGAGCUUCGCGAAGUACAUCAAGCACUUCAUUUACGAGUGGGAGCAGGACCUUGCUGCUGGCCGCAACACCGCAAAGUGGCAGAGAGAGGCCAAGCAAGCCACCGGAGAGCGAAUUUCAGGGGCAUAUGAUGGCUGGAAGGAGAAGGAACGUGAGGAGCACUGGGGUCAGAAGUACGACCCAGACCAUUUCAAGGGGGUCUAG
This is a messenger RNA of Aureobasidium vineae, 387 nucleotides long. Lineage: Eukaryota; Fungi; Ascomycota; Dothideomycetes; Dothideales; Saccotheciaceae. The record is from the annotation of a GenBank genome assembly.